AUGGAAAUUACCGAGCCCACACUGUGCGUUUUUUAUGUAAGCAAAAUUUUGGGGCUGGCACCAUUCUCGGCACGCAGAAACUCAAAGGGUGUGCUGGAUAUACGACGUAGUAUCAUGUUUUCGGUUUACUCGGCCUCGCUAUGCUUAAUAAUGGUUUUUUUGACCUAUCAGGGAUUGUUAUUCGAUGCAAAUUCACAGGUGCCUGUGCGCCCAUCUUUUAGAAUGAAAUCGCCCACUUCUAAAGUGGUAACAGCGCUAGAUGUUUCGGUGGUGGUGCUGGCGUGUUCGACGGGAGUUGGCUGUGGGUUAUGGGGGCUGCGAUCGACGCGUGAAUUGAAUUCGCGGCUGAGGAAGAUCGAUGAUUCUUUGCAUUCUUUCUCGAACUUUAAACGCGAUCGCAUAAUGGCCAUAUUAAUGACGGUGCUACCUUUUAUAGUAAUAACUUCGCUCUUAGGACUCGACAUUUCGACAUGGCUGCGCUUUGCCAUUGGCAUGAGAACUCCCGAUGACGAUACGGAGAUAAACGUGCAAUGGUACAUACCUUUUUACAGUCUGUACUUCAUAUUGACUGGCCUGCAAAUGAAUUUUGCCAAUACUGCAUUCGGUCUGGGUAGACGCUUUCGGCGAUUAAAUGUGAUGUUGAGGAGCACUUUUCUAAAAGUUGAGAACAACAAAAAGGAAACUACGGGCAAGCCGCUAAUUACGACAGUCAAAGUUGUAUCCCAACAUCCUUUGGCACUGCACCAAAGUCUGUCCAAAUUUGCGAAUGAAAGUGUGCAAAAAGAAGGGUCAGGCAAAAAUAAAGUUGUUUUGCUAAAAUUACUUGAAGAAAAUCACGAGUCCCUUGGAAAGUGCAUGCGUCUGGUCUCCAACUCCCACGGUAUUGCAGUGCUCUUCAUACUGGUCUCAUGUCUACUGCACUUGGUUGCCACAGCGUAUUUCCUUUUUUUAGAACUGCUAAGUAACAAGGACAGCGGCAUGGUGUGGCUCCAAGUACUGUGGAUUAUAUUCCAUUCUUCGCGCUUAAUUUUAGUUGUGGAGCCAUGUCAUUUGGCGACAAUAGAGUCCAAAAAAACCAUACAAAUCGUGUGUGAAAUUGAACGUAAAGUGCAUGAUCCAAUAUUGGCAGAAGAGGUGAAAAAGUUCUGGCAACAAUUACUUGUUGUUGAUGUGGAAUUUUCUGCGAGUGGUUUGUGUCGCGUUAAUAGAACUUUACUAACAUCGUUCAGCUCGGCUAUUUGCACGUAUCUGGUCAUUCUAAUACAAUUUCAAAACACUAACGGCUAAGCAACUCGAUAUUUGGGAGCG
Molecule: messenger RNA, 1308 nt
Organism: Anastrepha ludens (Mexican fruit fly)
Lineage: Eukaryota; Metazoa; Arthropoda; Insecta; Diptera; Tephritidae
Product: gustatory receptor for sugar taste 43a-like
Exons: 12
Coding region: 1-1287 (428 amino acids)
Biological process (GO): sensory perception of taste
Cellular component (GO): neuronal cell body; membrane; axon
Source: RefSeq, a predicted model, not a curated record